AUGAAGGUCGCGCCAGUUAUGGAUGAAGUUUUCGAUCUUCGUAGGAAAAUCCAUAUUAUGAACGCCGAGAACUUCAUCAGAGCCAAAAAUGAGCAUUCUCUCUUAAUCGCUCAGGUAGACGGGAUGAAAAUUGAUACUUUUGCUGAUGAGCUCAAGGAAAAAGUUGAAGCCAUUCGUCGCAAAGGUGCUUACUACUCAGUUCGUGGAGGAAUGAAUUUUGUGCGCUACACCAAAAGCCUCUCCGAACUCAACACCAUUCUUCGCCGUAUUCUUUCCGGGCAACAGAUCAACAUUGAUAACUGA
This is a messenger RNA of Caenorhabditis briggsae, 303 nucleotides long. Lineage: Eukaryota; Metazoa; Nematoda; Chromadorea; Rhabditida; Rhabditidae. The record is from RefSeq and is a predicted model, not a curated record. The transcript has 4 exons. The coding region runs from base 1 to 303 and encodes 100 amino acids.